This is a messenger RNA of Aureobasidium vineae, 483 nucleotides long. The record is from the annotation of a GenBank genome assembly. NCBI's taxonomy places the organism in Eukaryota, Fungi, Ascomycota, Dothideomycetes, Dothideales, Saccotheciaceae.
AUGCAGUUCACCAACAUCCUCCUCCCUCUGCUGUUCGCCAUCACUGGCGCCAAUGCCCAGCAAUCUGGCGAUGCCACUUCCGUCACGACCUAUUACACUACCUUCACCGUGAGCCGUGUCGUCGAGACCACCACUUGCACUUCGACCACUACUCCUGCCGCUGAGUCCACCACCGAGGCCCCCAUCGUCUCUACUUCUGAGGCUCCUGUUUCCUCCAGCUCGCCCUCCACCUCGUUCACCACUGAACUCCUCACCCAGACCGUUCAGAGAAUCGCAGCCAGCUCUGCCGUCUCUUCUUCCAUGGCUACUGUCUACCCUAUUGCUGCCAGCGCUUCUGCUGUCAUGCCCCACGCUUCGACCAACGGCACUGGUGUCGCCUCUCCCACUCUGACUCCUUACACUGGUGCUGCCUCUGGCUUGACCAUCCAAUUCGGCGCUGCCGCUGUCAUUGCCGCUGUCGCUGGUGUUGCUCAGAUGCUUUAA